Eurytemora carolleeae is the source of this 1036-nucleotide messenger RNA. Its product is annotated as phosphate carrier protein, mitochondrial. The coding region runs from base 21 to 989 and encodes 322 amino acids. Gene Ontology annotation, biological process: mitochondrial phosphate ion transmembrane transport. Gene Ontology annotation, molecular function: phosphate transmembrane transporter activity. Gene Ontology annotation, cellular component: mitochondrial inner membrane. The record is from RefSeq and is a predicted model, not a curated record. The transcript has 2 exons. NCBI's taxonomy places the organism in Eukaryota, Metazoa, Arthropoda, Copepoda, Calanoida, Temoridae.
CUUUGUCAGCUGACAAGAGCAUGAGAACUUUGUCCGCUGCUGCAACUGAGGAACUCAGCUGUGAAUUUGGUUCAACUAAAUACUUUGUCCUGUGUUCCCUUGGAGGGGUUCUAUCCUGCGGUAUCACCCAUACUGCUGUUACUCCUCUUGAUCUGGUCAAAUGUAGGCUUCAGGUCAACAAGGAGAAGUACAAGUCCCUGGGAAACGGAUUUAAAGUUACCGUAGCAGAUGCCGGAGUUAAGGGUCUUUUCCUUGGCUGGGCUCCUACUGCUAUCGGAUACUCCAUGCAGGGUCUUUGCAAGUUCGGGUUCUACGAGGUGUUUAAAUCCGUCUACGGAGAUAUUUUGGGAGAGGAGAAUGCUUUCCUGUGGAGAACCUCCCUGUACCUCGCCGCUUCAGCCAGCGCUGAGUUCUUCGCUGAUAUCGCUCUCUCCCCCAUGGAGGCAUGCAAGGUUAGAAUGCAGACCUCACCUAUGGGAACCUUCCCAACCACCCUGCGUGGAGCUCUCCCCAAGAUCUACGGAGAGGAGGGAAUCGGUGGAUUCUACAAGUCACUUGUUCCUCUCUGGGGUCGUCAGAUCCCCUACACCAUGAUGAAGUUCGCCUGCUUUGAGAAGACCGUUGAGCUGCUUUACGCCAAUGUUGUCCCUAAGCCCCGUGCUGAGUGCAGCAAGGGAGAACAGCUGAUUGUUACAUUCGCUGCUGGUUACAUUGCUGGUGUUUUCUGCGCUGUUGUUUCUCACCCAGCUGAUACCGUUGUAUCCUAUAUGAACAAGGCUAAGGGAGCCACCAUUGGAUCUUCAGUCAAGGAUCUUGGAUUCAAGGGACUAUGGGGAGGUUUGGGAACUAGGAUUAUCAUGAUUGGUACCCUCACCGCUCUACAGUGGUUCAUCUAUGACGGAGUCAAGGUUCAGCUCAGGCUCCCCCGUCCCCCUCCCCCAGAGAUGCCCGAGUCUCUCAAGAUCAAGCUCGGUCUCACCCAACAGUAAUUUGUUAUAACUUCAGAAACUGUUAAAUAUAGAACAUAAACGAAUAA